This is a messenger RNA of Carassius carassius (crucian carp), 2659 nucleotides long. RefSeq names its product polyunsaturated fatty acid 5-lipoxygenase-like. Gene Ontology annotation, biological process: lipid oxidation; linoleic acid metabolic process. Gene Ontology annotation, cellular component: nuclear envelope. Bases 34 to 2055 code for a protein of 673 amino acids. Gene Ontology annotation, molecular function: iron ion binding; protein binding; arachidonate 5-lipoxygenase activity. The transcript has 14 exons. The record is from RefSeq and is a predicted model, not a curated record. Lineage: Eukaryota; Metazoa; Chordata; Actinopteri; Cypriniformes; Cyprinidae.
UCACUAACUAAUCUGUUGUACUUGUGUUCACAUAUGAGCAGGAUGUUCACGUACACGGUGUCUGUCACUACUGGCAAUCAGAAGUUUGCUGGGACGAAUGAUAACAUUUACCUGACGCUGGUGGGCUCGGAGAGAUGCAGUGACCAGACUCUACUGGACAAAUCCUUCUUUGACAGCUUUGCAAGAGGAUCGGUGGCAUCUGUUGACGUCAGCGUGAAGGAGAUCCUUGGAGACAUAGUGCUGGUGAAACUUCAGAAGGGGAAAUUCUUGUUCAAUGAUCAGUGGUACUGCAGAUGCAUCAAUGUGACGACUCCGUCUGGAGAGCACGUCGAGUUCCCCUGUUAUCGCUGGAUAGCCAAUGAACAGGAAGUGGUUCUUCGAGAUGGCAAGGGUCGAUUACCUCAGGAUGAUAAUAUGAAAGAGAACAGGCACGCGGAGCUGGAAUCCAGACAACAAAUGUUCAGGUGGAAGGAGUGGCGCACUGGUUUCCCCCUGAGCAUCGAUGCCAACACAAGCACUGAACUUCCUUUGGACAUUCAGUUUGAAACGGCAAAAAGUGUGGACUUCUCUUUGAAUUUCCUUGAAGCGAUUGCCAAUCUUGGUCUUAAUAAAUUUAUGAAGUUGUUCCAGUCCUCUUGGACCAAUAUUGAAGAUUUCAGAAAAAUAUUUGUGGAAAUCAAGAACACUGUGUCAGAGCAUGUGAUGCAGAACUGGAACGAGGACUUAAUGUUUGGCUAUCAGUUCUUGAACGGCUGCAAUCCUGUGAUGAUCAGUAAGUGCAUGAAUCUUCCAGACAACUUUGCAGUCACACAGGAGAUGGUGGGAUGCUCCCUGGAUAGAGGUCUCACACUACAGGAGGAAUUAAAGGCAGGAAACAUCUACAUAGCAGACUAUGGAAUACUGGAGGGAGUGCAAGCCAAUGCCACAGACCCAGAUACCCAGCAGUAUUUGGCUGCUCCCUUCUGUCUGUUGUACAAGAACAACCAGAAUGAAAUCCUACCGAUUGCUAUUCAGCUCAGCCGUCAGACCACCGCUGAGAUCUUUCUCCCAAGCGAUGAUCAGUACGACUGGAUGCUGGCCAAGAUGUGGGUGAAAUGCUCUGACUUCAAUGUACACCAGCUGGUCACACACCUUCUCAGGACACAUCUGACCUCUGAGGUUUUUACCAUCGCCAUGUACAGACAGCUCUCUGCAGUUCAUCCCAUAUACAAGUUGCUGAUACCUCAUGUACGUUACACUGUUGCCAUCAACACUGCAGCUCGUGAAAAUCUCAUUGGUGAAUCUGGGGUCUUUGAGAAGGCUAACGGCACCGGUGGGAUUGCAGUUGUUGAAGUGAUUCAAAAGGCCAUGAAGACUUUAACCUACAAGUCCAUGUGCUUCCCUGAGUCAGUGAAAGCUCGAGGAGUGGACAACAAGGACGACCUGCCCAACUACUACUACAGAGAUGAUGGCAUGAUGGUCUGGGAGGCAGUGAGAAGUUUCGUUUCUGAUGUGGUCAGGAUCUACUACAGCAGUGAUGAGUCUGUUCAGGAGGACGAGGAGAUCCAGGCAUUUGUUCAAGAUGUUUGUUUCUCUGGUAUGAAGAACUGUCCCAAGAAUGGUGAAUUUCCAGAGUUCCUGAAAACUCGUGAGCAGUUGGUUGAGUACCUGACUGUUGUGAUUUUCACAGCUUCAGCACAACAUGCUGCUGUUAACUUCGGACAGUUUGACUGGUUUGCCUGGGUCCCCAACAGUCCUUCCACCAUGAGGAAGCCUCCUGCCACACAGAAGGGCCAGGUGGAUAUGAAGUACAUCAUGGAGAGUCUGCCGGACCGUGGACGUGCCAGUUGGCAUCUAGGAGCAGUCUGGGCACUUAGUCAGUUCCAGGACGGAGAGCUGUUUUUAGGUGUGUAUCCAGACAACUACUUCACUGAGCAACCAGUCAUGGAGGCCACUACGACUUUCCGCAAGAAAUUAGUUGAAGUGACCAACAUCAUCAAGAGCCGAAAUGAAAACCUGAAAUUGCCCUAUUGGUAUCUGUCUCCAGACAGAAUCCCCAACAGCGUCGCCAUCUGAGAGAACAACUCUGGGAAAUGUGUAUAUAUAUAUAUAUAUAUAUAUAUAUAUAUAUAUAUAUAUAUUUAACUGGGGUAUUCGGAUCCACCUGACAAAAUAUCUUCAUAAACAAAAAUCAUUACUACGGUAACUGUAAGGAUUUUUUUGAAAAUGGUAAUCUGGAUGAAAAUAAUACAAAGUAUUAUACACUUACACCAAGAAUCGGAUGUCAUUACAAAAAAAAAAAAAUGCAAUUAAGAUUCACAGUAAUUGAAAUGUGAUGCAUUUAGGGAUUCUAAUCAGCAACCUACGGGUGUAUGUUACUUCAUGGAGCAAUCAUAUGCAAACAAAGAAAUUUAAUUUUUAUAAUCAUUAGUCAUUCACGUAAUUGUAAUUUGAUUUAUCAUUUAAUCACGUGUUCAGUUUAUGCCAUUUCACUGCAUAUUCAUCAUUUUAUUACUCUUCAAUUGUGUCAUUUUAAUGUGUUUAUAUUUUAUAUUACUUAUUAUUUCCAUUCUAUCUUAUGAUUGUUGGGUUUUGUAACAAAUUAACACUUGUUGGAUUUGUGCUGAUUAGAUGAAGUCUGAGCAUUGAAAGAUACUAAGAUUAUUCAAUAAACCAAGUU